Molecule: messenger RNA, 1717 nt
Organism: Lucilia sericata (common green bottle fly)
Lineage: Eukaryota; Metazoa; Arthropoda; Insecta; Diptera; Calliphoridae
Product: dual specificity protein phosphatase 13
Exons: 6
Coding region: 635-1375 (246 amino acids)
Biological process (GO): protein dephosphorylation; negative regulation of MAPK cascade
Cellular component (GO): cytoplasm
Molecular function (GO): protein tyrosine/serine/threonine phosphatase activity; MAP kinase phosphatase activity
Source: RefSeq, a predicted model, not a curated record
UCGUCGUCGUCGAAGCUAAACGCCAAGAGUUAAGCACCAAAACCCUACGUACGUUCUAUCUAUACAGCCGCCAAGUAAAUCAGUUUUCAGUCGCAAAAAGAACGUCACGCGAAAUUUAAGUAGAAAAAUCUAAUCAAAUCAAAUUUAUUUCAUUUUAAAAACAUUUUCUUAUUUAUAUUUUUUAAAAUUUGAAAAAUAUUAAAAAACACAAUCAAAAAUUAAAGUUUUUAAAUUUUUUCCACAAUAAAAAAUUUUUAUUAAACAGAUUUUAAAUUUUAUUUAAGAGUAAAAAGUGCUAAAAUUUUUUUGUAUUUUUUUUACGUUUUUAUAUAUGCAAAAAAAUAAAGAAAACUAUAAAUUAAAGCAAAACACAACAACGUAUUUGAAAAAGUGCAUUAAACAAUAAAAAGCAAAAAACUAUUAUUUAUUGAUAUUUAAUAAAGAACGUAAUUAAACAACGAAUCGAAAAAGAAAUUGCGCGUUUUUCACACCAGGAAAUUGACGGGUUAUUAUUUUAACAACCUAACAAACCAAGGACAACCAAAACUAAGGCGUUUUUUAUUUGUUUAAAAAACAAAUUGCCAAAAUUUUAUAAAUUUCAAACAGCAACAGAACAGCAAAAACUUUAAACAAAAUGUCAUGGAGAUAUGCGCUUGGCAGUGAUAGAUACUCCGCUGAUAGAUAUUCUACAGCCAGUAGUAUUGGUGAUAGAUACAGUUCUUUGUAUUAUCAGUCGCCCAGCCGUCUGGAGUCAGCAGCCUCUUCAAGUGAACACACCACAGGACGUCAAUUGCAACGUGUAUUGCACUAUACGAUGACACCCUGCCGCACAUUGCCCGGCCUCAGAAGGUCAGAAUGCGCCAUACACGAUGUGGAUUGUGAUGAAGUUUAUCCAGGCAUCUAUAUUGGUGAUGCAGCUGCUGCUAAAAAUAAAACAUACCUGCGUAUGAUGGGCAUUACACAUGUUUUAAAUGCCGCCGAAGGUUGUCGUUAUGGUCAGGUCGAUACAGGGCACAGUUACUAUCGUGAUAUGCCAAGUAUUAGAAGGAAAAACAAAGACACUGUUUUCAGAUAUAUGGGCUUUCCAAUGAUUGAUGCUCCUACAACCGAUAUUUCACGUUAUUUCUACGUGGCGGCCAAAUUUAUUGACAGUGCCAUCAGUGGUGGAGGCAAAGUCUUAGUUCAUUGCUUGGUGGGCGUGUCCCGUUCAGCCACCUGUGUUUUGGCCUAUUUGAUGAUCUGUCGUAAAAUGUCAGCGGUUGAUGCUAUACGCACUGUACGCAUGCGCCGUGAUAUUCAUCCAAAUGAUGGUUUCCUACAGCAAUUGGCUGAUUUAGACAUGGAACUGAGACGUAAAAAUCUAUAUCCAUUUUAAGAACCCGAACAAAUCAUAAUAACAUUAUAUAAAACAAUAACAGCAACAACAAUAACCAAAGAAACCAACUCAAUUCAAUUGAACCAUAUAUUCAGAGAAACAAUAUUAUUAAAAAACAAAAUCAAACUAGGUUUAUAUAUUUAAAUAAAAAAUAAAACUGAAAUUUAUAUAGUGAUAAUAAAUAUAGAAAUCAGUAAUCAGAGACCAUUUAUAAAAAGUAGAGACAAAUUCUAAAUAAUCUAAAUAGACUUUUAACGACGGACUUACGGACUGCAUAACUGGACUGCUACUUAAUUGAACCGUUAAACAAAAAACGAUCUUUUGAACUUAUUUUAUAAAUCU